AAUUAAGACAAGAUCGGGGGGGUUUCCAUGGAUGGUGGUUGAGAGAUGGCGGUGGAGUUGAUGGGUUAUAACGGUGGUAGUUUUUCAGCCAAGAUGGAGGAGAGUGCUGUUAGAGAUGCUGCGACUGCUGGGAUUGAAGGAGUCCAGGAGCUGUUAAGAUUGAUCUCGGAAACUCAACCGAAGGAUUUGAACGUAGAUGCCUCCUUCAGAAAUAAGGAACCCGCCGUGGAAAUCAACGCCGUCGCCGAUGUUGUCGUCAAUCAUUUCAAAAAAAUGAUUUCUUUACUGGGUCGACUGAGAACUGGACAUGCGCGGUUCAGAAGGGCCCCGAUGUGUUCACCGCCAGAGCAACCGGAGCAGAAGAUUCAAAAACCAGGACCUUCCGUUCAGGCCCCCAAUCCCCAACACAAAGAUCUGGUUUUUGCUUUCAGGGUCUAUUGCCCCACCCCAGUUCAUCGUCUCCCUCCUCUGCUUUCAGGCUCUUGGGUUCGCGAGGUGCGAACCCAGGCACCCAGUAGCUGGGUUCGCACACCCAAGAGCCUGGGUUCCUCGCGAACCCAUCGCCUAGAGGUAAAAAGAGAAAAAGGUAAAAAAGAAAAGACCGGACGAAGGAGAGGAUGGGGAAGAAAGAAGGGGGUAAAUUAGUAAUUGAAAGAAAAAAUUUUACCAUGU
Molecule: messenger RNA, 672 nt
Organism: Rubroshorea leprosula
Lineage: Eukaryota; Viridiplantae; Streptophyta; Magnoliopsida; Malvales; Dipterocarpaceae
Source: the annotation of a GenBank genome assembly